This is a messenger RNA of Pelobates fuscus (common spadefoot toad), 8319 nucleotides long. RefSeq names its product cilia and flagella associated protein 46 (gene CFAP46). Lineage: Eukaryota; Metazoa; Chordata; Amphibia; Anura; Pelobatidae. The record is from RefSeq and is a predicted model, not a curated record. Gene Ontology annotation, biological process: axoneme assembly; cilium movement involved in cell motility. Bases 20 to 7960 code for a protein of 2646 amino acids. Gene Ontology annotation, molecular function: protein binding. The transcript is spliced from 59 exons.
AGCACAUCUAGUACAAGCCAUGGAUCUGAUUAUCAGACAGCACCUCUCUACAGCGGAAAAUCAGCAAGAUACUGCUGCUUUGCUGAAGGCUUAUAAAUUAAUUAAAGCUGCUAACUCAGACAGAUUACCAGGAGAUGGUCUGGAAAACUUCAGCCCAGAUUUGUAUGUCUUAUGUGCUGAACAAGCCCUCCAAUUUGAAAAUCAUGUUGUAAGUACAGACUGUCUUCAUAUGUAUUUCAAGUGCCAACCUCCUCAAAACCAGUUCUAUGGAAGGGCUUACUUGUGCAAAGGACAAUUGCAUGCCCCGAAAUCCUCAAAUGUGGAAGACCUGGACAAGUCAGUGGCCUAUUAUCUUAAAGCAAUCUAUUUUGCAAAACAGCAACAGAGAUAUUACUUUUUGGUCUACAAUGCUUCAGUCUUAUAUUGGCAAAUGGUACGGCCUUUUCUAAAAACAGGGAGCCGCCACUUACUUAUUUCCAGCCUUACCGUUGUUUUGAAAGCGUUAGAAGAAAUUAACGAACGUGACGCAGACUGGCGAGCAGAGCUCAUGGUGGAAUUACUUGAGUGCAUGCUGGAGGCCGAAAAAAACAAAGAAGCUGCCGAUUAUGCACCAGUAGUCGCCGAAUACAUCAAAGCGAAUGUUCCUCACAAAUACCCCCACCUUUUCUCUAAAAUGGUACAUCACAAAUUAAUUGAUUCUGCUAAAGCAGUGAAGGAAACAAAGAUCUCAGUGACUUUGUCAUUCAUCCAGAAAUUCCAGAAGCUGAGAUCGCAACUGGACAGUGGAUUAACCGCAAAAGAAAUUCACGUAAACCUGAAUGACGCAUAUAAACUGAUGUCAACUUUUGAAGAGGAAGCCUCCUCACCUUUACAGGUGUCAGAAAAAAUCGAUUUAUUGAUUGAGCUUGCCCGUCUAUCAAUAGACCUGAAGUGCGGUCAGAUUGCUGCUUCUUGCCUAGAGGAUUUGAAGAGCACAGAAAUAACAGAUCCGCAAACUUUUCUAAUCCUCGAAUGUCUUCAUAGUGAGCUGGAAGUGCUCAAUCUUGGCACUAGAAUUGCCUUGUACACAAAAAGCGCAGUGGAGUCUCAACUAAAAGUCAUACAGAAGCUUGACUCAACAUUACAGAAUGCAAUUCGUCUAGCAGACCCCAACAUUAUACAGACUGUGUGCACAACUCAGUGGAAUCUUUGCCUGCCAUUGCUCCAACGUAAUCUACGCAGGAACUUGCGAAAACCCUUAAUAGCCAUUUCACAGUCACUGAAAAAAAUUGACAGCUUGCUAUUUGAGCUGCGCUGUCAAAUUCACUUAGAAAUUGCUCAUAUUGAAGAAGAUGAGGAUCGGAUUGAAGCUGCAAUAGAGCACAUCCAAAAUGCAUUGCUAUUAAAUGACAAUGGACAGUACCAGAACUACCUAAAGGCAUUCCUCCAUCGCCUUCAGCUCAGAGCCACGCUAUACCAAAAACCCGAGAGAUUGGAGGAUCAGGCCACUAUGAUUAUUGAGCAGGCUAAACAAUGCAACUCCAAAGACCCUGUGAGGAAAAAGCGCUGCUUACUCGUAAAAGCUGGAAUGUGUUUGGCACCAGAUGUAUUUCAGAUGGUACUUGACAGUGAAAAUGAAGCUAGGGUUGCCACAGGUAAAGGUAACAGAGGCAGCAUAAGUUUCCUGUGUUUAAGAGCAGAGCAUCAUGCAAAAUGUGUCCAGAAGACAGAAGGACAUUUGAGACGAUUGGAAAAUAAGGACGACAGAGAAAGGGUCAGACUCUGGGCAGAGUUGGCAAAGGUAGCGAGAAAACAGGAGGUGUGGGAUGUAUGCAGAGCAGCAUGCAGGUUUUGUCUGCUGUAUGACGAUGGGCGCUGGAAUGUUACAAAAUAUGAUGUGUUGCAAAAGAAGAAAUCCACAGCAAAUAGUGCGGAUGAAGAAAAACCUCUCGGUUUAGAAAUACAAUCGCCAAAACCCAAUAUAAUCACAUAUAGUGACGAAAGAGCCAUAUUACGAACCUUAGCGGAAAUCCGGUUUAUCAAUGCAGAGGCAACUAUACACUUACUGAAAUCAGAAGGUUGCAGGCUGAAUGACCCUUCUAAGGCUCCAGAAGACUCAAGCGUGCAUCCAAUGACAUAUAUUGCUAAAAAUGUAGAGGAGAAUCCAGAAUGGAUCAUUUAUAGGAACUGGAUUUCGAAUCUCUCAAAAUAUGCCACGGACAAUUUCCUGCAAGCUGCUGAGUUGGGAAGGGAGCUGCAGGAAUCUUGGAUUACCCAUAAUGCUGCAGUGUACAUGUUAAACCACAAUAAGCAUCUCCUGGUGGCAGGAAGAGUGUCUGAACUGACAGACACUUUUCAAAAACUGCUUGCAGCACUCAAGGAAACUGGACACCAUGGGAACCCCACUCUGUUUUUAAUGUUGUCUAAUGCUAUAGCUAAGGGUCUGAUUCAUCCCUGGAUUCCUGUGUCAUCAGUUAGUAAGAGUCCAGAGAUAAAUCCGCAAUCAGCGAAGGGAAAAAAACCUCCGAGAAAAGGAUCUGGAAAAUCUCACAUGGGAAAUAUGCCAAUUGAUCCAAAUGGGCUUCCUGAUGUGAAACUUGCCCUAGAGAUUUGCGAUUAUGCUUUGGAUUUGACUAAUGGGAAUAAACCUGAAGAAGUGGUGCCUAUGUCCAUGCGGCAACAGAUUAUCUCCACUUGGGUAAAAGCAAAGCAGUUGCUUCAGCUGCAGAUCGGGCAAAAACUUGGAACUGAUGAUGAGGAAAAUAACGAAGGACAAAAUCCAAUGACAAGGGUACUUGUUGCUGUUGAAAUGCACGCUUGCAAUGGAUUAGGACUGAUGGACUUCACAGUGCCUAGCCUCUCCCAAGUUUUCACAAAGGCUUCAGAAUGUGUCUGGUCAGAUUCUCUUGUCGAACUUCAGACAUUUACCAGAUUGGCUCACUUUGCCUUUAAAGCACGCGACCGUGCGCUAGCUUUGACAUGUACCCAGAAGGCCUUGCCGUUUGACAAGAAGACUAGUCCCAAGAAACCGCAAUCAUGCAGUUCAGCAUUGGAACUGGAAAUGUUGAGUGUUGCUGCGUGUAUCCAGGGUCAAUGUAUAAUGGAUAACUUGGCAGGGAAUAAACAGUCGCGUCUGUCUGCCAUCAGGUCUUUUCAGUUGAGUGCAAGGUACGCAGGUGAUGCUGGCAGCCCUACACUUGCUAUUAAAGCUGCACACCAUUACUGGUAUGCUUGUCUUCCAUUGACAAAAUCCCCUAAAGAGAGGGAACCUCUGAAAGAAGCCACACUUUCUGUUAUCAAGGCUCUCAAUGAAGUGGAGUCCAAUCGCAAAAAGGGGUCAGAAAAUGACAUCACAUACUUACACUUGUGGCCUUCUAUGGAUGUUCAAAGCCAUGCAGAUGAGUCAGACCGUCCCAAAGGCACUGGUCAAGAAUCAGGUCAUUCUAACGAGGAACUCUGUCUUAGAGCCUCGCUCUUUGAACUUUUGUUCAACAUAUAUGCAGAUAAAAAUGACUGGGGGUCUGGCCUUAAAGUGUUGGAUGAAGCUAUCAACGUCUUACCACGCACUAAACAUAGACUCAACAUUUUCAAACACCGCGUAUUGGUAAAGGCAAGACUGGGUCAGAACUUUUUUAUGGAUAUUCAGAAAUUUAAGGAUGAGAGUGAAGACUACGUGGCUUUUAUGUGGCAUCAUGUUACUCUUACAUCCAAGAACACGGCUGAACAAUUAGCUUGCUUUCAGAAUGCCAUAGAUGCCUUGCAGAAGCCAGAGAACCAAUGGCAGAAGGUUGAGUACAUACUGGAGCUGGCCCAGUGGCUUUACUGCAAUCAGUUCCCUGUUACCAAUGGUCUAAUCUUGCUUGAAUGGGCUGUGGAUAUUUUGAUGCAAAUUAAGUUUAAUGGUGAAACGGAAGAAGCAGGUAAGAGCCUUAAAGAGAAAACAAAAACAAGAGCAAAAUAUUCCCUGAAAAAAGGACACAGCGAAGAUUCAACUGUUGCAAAAUCUGAACCAGUUGAGGUCCUUAGCAGCACAUUGGAAGAUUUAACGAAUGUGAGACAGCUGGAGGCUUUAGCACGCGCAUAUACGCUAAUGGCAUUUAUUGGGGGUCACAUUUCUCCGCAACACGAACAACACUGUUUGGUGGCAUACGCUUGCAUUAUGCGUAUUUGGAAGGUGUCAAUGGCAGCAGCUGGAUCUUUUAUUAAAGCCUUGCCCAAAAACCCACCACCAGUUCAAAAUCCACAAUCUGCUUCAUCUCGAAAAGAAAAAAGCAAAAAGGAUGUCCCUGAGAAAAUUGUUAAAGAGAAAUCAAAACGGAAAGGACCCAUUGACGUCUUGCCUUCAAACACGAAGGAAUGGGCAGGCUUUGACUGCCCUGAUGAAAUCAGAGAUGCAUUUAAACUUGAUUUAUCAGGCCAUGUUAUAAACAGAAACGCCAUCCUGAAUCCAACCUACAGUCUUUACUACUUAGACUUGCUAGUAAAGGUGUUACACGGUAUUUCAUUGACACAUCUCACCCUUCCUGUGCUUCAUCUUGCUGAUAUUAUUGCACAUGAUGUGGUUGCAAGUAAAAGUUUGUCCGAUCUGUACCACCUGAGGAUUUCUCUAGUCUGUGCAGACUUAAAAUUGUAUCAAGCAGCUACAUAUCACGAGAAAACAGUUGGGAAUGUGUUCAUUAGUGAACGGGAACAGAUAAGUUGUAGACUGAAAAUUUCACAAAUGAUGGAGGAAAAAGAAGAUGCCAUUCAAUCAGACCUUGGCAACAAAUAUCAGCAUAUCGAUACAAAACCAAAGAUUUUAAGGUUAGAUGAAGAUGAAAAGGAAUUAAGUGGACUGUCCCUUCCUUAUUUGUGGAUCGAGAAAGCUGAGGUUCUGAUGGAGCUUGGCUAUUUGCAACCAGCACGGCUUCUUCUCUCUGAGGCAUAUCAAUCAUUUCAGGCAUUUGGUGAUAAAUACUACCAGUUAAAAUGCCUUUACCUGUUAUCAUUGCUGGCCAACAUUGAAAAGAACUACGGGCAAGCUAAAGUAUUGCUAAUGGAAGAUCAGCAGACAGAAAGAGAUGCAGAGAUUUGGUAUAAAGCCACUCUUAGCAUGACAGAAGCCAUUUUAGGUGAAAAUAAAGAAGGCAGUGAGAAAAGGGCAUGCAUGAUUUUUGAAACUACUAUAUCCACAUUUAAAACCAUGUUACAAAAACAAAGUAAUAGAAAAUCAGAGUAUGGAUUUUUUAUCGCCUCAUUAUACGCCAGAAAAUGUUCCAUUCUUACACAGACUUUCAAAAGUGGGAUAAAUGCGGGGAAAACAUCAUCUCAAACGGUAGCUAUGCUCCUUGAUAUAUGCGAUAAAAUGAGUCAGAUUGAAAUUGAUCUUCUUCAAUGUGGACACAGAGAAUACCAAGCUGAAUUUAUGCUGGAGCAUUCAGAUGUACUCAGAAUUCUUGCAAACCUGGCAGAAGAUGGGGAACGCAAGCACCGUUACUUUCUAGAUGCAUAUGGCAUAGCAGAAAGUGCCGUUCGCAUACUUGAACGAAUACUUUACAAUAUUCAGAAUUUGUUUCCACUGAAUGAGGCAGGGGGUAUAAGUUUGCCAAUUAUGAGAAAACUCGCAAAAGCAAAACUUCAUCUGACAGAACUGUCCUUGGAAAUUAUCCAGCUGCAGUCUGUUGAGGAAAACGUGAAAUUGCAGGAACAAAGAAGAAAAGGACAUCUCUGUGUAGCUGUUGAAGAAUUUGUCAGGGCCACUCCUGAUUAUAACUCCGUAGAACAGGAGUGGACAACAUUAGGACGUACCGUAGGCUCUAAAGCCCUUGUGCAGAUGGCAAGCAUUCUUCCUUUAAUUGCUUCAUGUCCUGAUCUGAAAGCUAAGUGCUUGUAUCUGACCGGAAAAAGCCUUUACUUGCUCUCCCUGAAAAUUGAGCCCCUUAAUAAAGAAAUGUACUGGAACGAAAACUUUUUGGAUGAAAAGAGAAAAGCUGCAAUAAACAAUGAUGAUGGCUUAGAAUUACCGUCCGGCGAUUUGCAACUUACUAGUAGACAGCAAGAUCAAUUAAAGAAAAAAUCUGUUGAACUUCAGAGAAAAAGAGCUAUUGCCCAACAAUUCCUGGCACAGGCAAGUGAGAUAUCGCUUCAGUCAAUCAGCUGUGCGAUGAAUAACAACCUCAUGACUACUUUGGCAGCAGCGAGUCUCCAGAUCUCUUUAUGUCUUGGACGGUUUGAUCCAGUUGCCGCUGGACAAUUCCUAGCCCUUUAUCAGAGUUGUUCAACAUCUAUGAUGAUAAAAGAUCUAUUGUGCAGAGCAAUGUAUAAUACCAGUAACUCACAGUUUGCAGCUUUACUACAUCUUCACAAAUGUCUACAGGAGAAAGGAAACCUGGGGAGUCUAUACAAAAGUAUCGAGCAGAGACUUUGUGCUACUUCAAAGGCAUGGGAACAGCUUCAAAUUAGCACAACAUUUUUCAAUGUAAUUAAUGAGAUGCCUCCAAACUUCAAUAUAAUUGUACUUCAACACUCUGGAGACAGAUCUUUCUUGUACGGUGCCGUUCUUGAAAAGUCAAAAGCAAACUCUGCACAAAAGGGAAAAUUCAUCCAACACAAAGGCAUGAGCGCGCAAGUUGCUGGAUGCGCUGUGGAUCCAGCCAUGUUUGUGAACUUGUUGGAUAGGAUGGAACUGUUCAAACAAGAUAUGCUGCAGAUUCUCCAUAAAAGGGAAUAUCAACAAAGUUUCACUAGACGGAAAAACGUGUUUGAAAAUAUUCAAGAAAUCAACAAUAACAGUGGAAUGAAGGAUGAUGAUCUUUUAGAAGAUGAGAAUAAACUCUUUUCAGCCUUUACUGAUAUCGUACAUGACAUGGAAAAGUACCUAAACCCAGUGCUGCAAAAGUUUGACUUUUCUUCAUUUCGGCAGAUGUCUCCAUUGCUCUCGGUUACUGAGCCAGGUAGAGUGAAAUCCAGACAAAGAGAGGAAAAACCAUCAACACCAUCAUGUUCAUCAGUGGAAUUGGGAGAUUGUAUUUUGUUACUGGCAGAUCCAUUGCUUAUGGAGUUACCUUUGGAAGCACUGAGUAUGUUCAAGGAAGAAGGGAUAAGUUCCGUUUCAAGGGACUUUUCACUACAAUUGCUUUACAACAGAAUUCACAAAGAACAACAACCAGCAGAUGGUGAUGUUAAGAGAGAUGUAAAGACUCCAAAAGACCCAAAAUCAAAAGCAGAACAAAAAAAGAACAUAAAACAUGUGCCCACUAAUCGUGUUCUGCCACCAAACUGCAUGUCUGUCGACACUCAUCAAUUUAAAUAUAUUGUUGAUCCUUACAAUGAAGCAAGGGAACCAGAGGCGUACAAGCCGAGCAGUAAAAUUAUCGAGAUUCUUGGAAAAUACAGCCAGCAAUAUACUCCUAACUGGGAAGGGAUUAUAGGCAGCUCUCGCGUCCCCAGCCAUGCUGAAUGGGAAACCUUGAUGACCAACUGCAGUGCUUUUCUCUUUUAUGGAACAGAACGUUUCUUGGCUCAUAUAUUGCUUGACAGAUUUGUUGCUAUCAAUUUUACAGAGUGUCAGCUACUGGUCCUUCUAGAUAUGGUGAGGACACAUCACAGCUUUUCAAGGAUAUCAAUGGCUGAUGUACAAAAAAGUGCAUCAUUCGUGGCAUUGGAAAGACCAGUAGAGACUGCCAUGUUGUUCAGCGUUUCCGGUUUUCGUGCUGUCAUGCUAAAUCAAUGGUUUACAACCCUUGAGCAGAAUGCUAAAAAAAUAGAUUUCUUGGCAGAAAAUCUCUUAGAACAUGGAAAGACAACCGGGCAGACAGUUCAAAGUUCAAGACAACCUGGAAGGGAUCCUGAACCUGUGACAGGAAUAAAUAUAGAUGACAAUAUGCCUAAGGUAAAGCAAGAAGAUGUUUCUCUAAGCCUUUGUGACUUAAAACACACUCCAGAGAACCCGUCCAUUUUCCGUUAUGUCUUAUAUGGUCUACCUAAUUUGAUUGUGAUGUGAUUUUUUUUUCUGUCACACAAGAAAUUAAUAUUUCUUUGUUUUAAUAUUUGUUUCCUUAAUUUGCCUUAUUAAUACAAGAGCAUUGUAUGACUCCAUGUUCCCUAAACUAUUAUUUUUCAAUAUUACUCAAACAUGUCAUUUUGAAAGUGAAACAUGUUUUCUUAAAUGUUAGGAAUGAGUAUAAAGCCAGUCUAAUAUUUGUAAUCUAGCAGUUUCAGAGGAUCUAUUGACAAUAUUUAUAUGAUUAAUGUUUAUACUUGUUAAACAAUUAUUGCUCUUUUUGCAUUUGACAAGUUUGUUACAAUACAACUUUACCUUUUAUGGGAUAUACAUUAAAAUAGAUGCUACUAAAUGUCAAA